Drosophila willistoni is the source of this 1314-nucleotide messenger RNA. It is a transcript of the gene WRNexo, whose product is annotated as Werner Syndrome-like exonuclease. Gene Ontology annotation, molecular function: 3'-5' exonuclease activity; nucleic acid binding. The coding region runs from base 30 to 1100 and encodes 356 amino acids. NCBI's taxonomy places the organism in Eukaryota, Metazoa, Arthropoda, Insecta, Diptera, Drosophilidae. The record is from RefSeq and is a predicted model, not a curated record. The transcript has 7 exons. Gene Ontology annotation, biological process: nucleobase-containing compound metabolic process.
GGGAAGGAAAAUUGUUGUUGUUUAUAAAUAUGGAUAAAUAUUUAAUCAAAAUGCCGACUAAGACGAAUUUAAAUGGAGAUCAAAAACCUGCAGCACUCAAGGGAACUCCAAAAACAAUUGAUAAACAAAAGGAGAAAAACACUCCAACAGAAAAACAGAAACAAGAGGACGAUUACGUGGAGAAGGAGAAUACGCCUAAACUCAGAAACGCCCAAAUCGCCAAGCCUGCCUCUAAGCGCAAGAAUCAAGAUACUCCCACAGAGGUCAAAGACAUAAAGAACGAGGAGGACGGUGAGAAUCCACCUAAGCGGCGAAGUGCUCGACUUACACGCAGCACUCGAUCUAUGGCCGAAGAGGGUACUCCUUCGCCGGAAAAGGAAAAACCAGAAAAAUUGCCUUUUAUUAAGUAUAAAGGAGCCAUCAAAUAUUAUACAGAGAACCAUGAAAUAGCUGCUUCGGCUGAUGAUGUAAUCCAAUGGAUAGACAAACAAACCACACUGGAUGUGGUGCCCAUGGCCUUCGAUAUGGAAUGGCCAUUCUCGUUUCAAACGGGGCCAGGCAAAUCUUCAGUUAUUCAAGUAUGCGUGGAUGAACGAUGUUGUUAUGUUUACCAGCUGAGUAAACUAAAGAAACUGCCCGCAGCUUUAGUGGCUUUACUUAAUCAUCCGAAAGUACGGUUGCAUGGCGUCAAUAUCAAGGCAGAUUUCCGCAAACUUCAACGAGACUUUCCAGAGGUUUCAGCCGAUCCUCUUAUUGAGAAAUGCGUCGAUCUGGGUGUUUGGUGUAAUGAAAUAUGUGAAACUGGAGGUCGUUGGAGUCUGGAACGCUUGGCCAAUUUCAUUGCCAAAAAGGCCAUGGAUAAAAGUAAAAAAGUUCGGAUGAGUAAAUGGCAUGUCAUACCCCUCGAUGAGAAUCAAUUAAUGUAUGCGGCCAUAGAUGUUUAUAUUGGUCAAGUUAUCUACAGAGAUUUGGAGCAGAGGGAAAAGGUUAAAUUACAGAAUGAAGCCAAUUUCAAAGAACAAAAUGGUGAUGCUGCCUUUAAAGCAGUUAAAGCAUUAGGAGAAACAUUUCUUGAUAAGAUCACUCAGGUGACGAUUUAAGCAAAUCAUGUUAGAUGCAUGCAUUUCUCUUGUACUUCAAUAUUUUAUUUUAAUUUUUAUACGUUAACAAACAUUUAUUUGCAAUUAUUUCUGUUAGAUUAUAUGUUAAUUGGCUAUUUUUUUCAUGGCCCCAUUUGCCCAUUGCUAGAUAAAAUUUACACAAUUCCCACUUUUUUUACAUUUCUCAACUUGCAAUAAAUUUUAAUUUUGUAAA